This is a messenger RNA of Kogia breviceps (pygmy sperm whale), 1868 nucleotides long. It is a transcript of the gene ZSWIM1, whose product is annotated as zinc finger SWIM-type containing 1. Gene Ontology annotation, molecular function: zinc ion binding. NCBI's taxonomy places the organism in Eukaryota, Metazoa, Chordata, Mammalia, Artiodactyla, Physeteridae. The record is from RefSeq and is a predicted model, not a curated record.
CCGGAAGUCCCCCGCAAGCCCUGAGAAAGUGGGAUGCAGGUUAUGAUUGGUCGGUGCUUCGGUCAGUCUUCGGGCCCGUCUGUGGAGCAAGAUCUGGGAAGUACAGUCCGGCCUCAAGCCUCACCUUAGUUGGAGCUUGAGAGAGAGUGAGAGCCUUCCAUACAGCAGCCUCGCAGAGCAGAUAUUUUGACCUUGGCAUCUAGACAUCUCCCAUCUCCCCCAUGGCCCUGACAAUGCUGAAUGAGCUCCUGAUUGAGGACCCAAGUCCACCUCUGCUGCUCUAUCAGCUUAGCAAGACUGCCCAGUUAGAUGCCCUUAACUAUCAAAGCUGCUUUAUGCAGGGGGUCUUUGCCCAUUUUCCUGAAAUCUUAUUUAUCCACCGGACCUAUAACCCAAGGGGCAAGGUGUUAUAUACCUUCCUGGUGGAUGGACCUCGGGUGCAGCUGGAGGGUCAUCUUGCCCGGGCAGUCUACUUUGCCAUUCCCGCCAAGGAGGAUGCUGAAGGCUUGGCCCAGAUGUUCCAGGCCUUCAAGAAGUUUAACCCAGCAUGGGAGAGAGUCUGUACCAUCCUGGUGGAUCCCCACUUCCUCCUGCUGCCCGCCCUCGCUAUGGAGUUCCCCACAGCUGAGGUCCUGCUCUCAGCCUUCCACAUCUGUAAGUUCUUCCAGGGCAAGUUCUAUCAGCUGUCCCUCGAACAGCCCGUGGAGAGGGUCCUCCUGACCUCCCUGCAGAGCACGAUGUGCUCGGCCACAGCUGGAAACCUGAGGAAGUUGUAUACACUCCUGAGCACCUGCAUCCCACCGGCCCAGCUGCCGGAGCUCCACUCACACUGGUUGCUCAACGACCGCAUCUGGCUGGCCCAUCGCUGGAGAAGCCGAGCCGAGAGCAGACACUACUUCCAGGGCCUGGAGGUCACCGCCCACAUCCUCAGCCAGUUCUUUGGCACCACCCCAUUUGUGGAAAAAGGCAUGUCUGCCCUGCUCCGAUACCUGCAACAGAACUCAGGAGACAAGGCGAGUUUCAGCCUGGGCCUGAGUGCCCCGAACAGUCAUCCCCCUUCGGAUGGCAGCCCCGAAAGCCCCAAAGUGGAACAGUUGGUAGAAGCCCGCAUCCAAUACUCCCUUAAUGCCAUCUGCACGGGGCCGGCCGCCCAGCUCUGCCUGGGCGAGCUUGCCGUGGUCCAGAAAUCCAUGCACCUCAUCGGCUCUGGUUCCGAAAAGGUGAACAUACAGAUCCUGGAGGACACCCAUAGGGUGCAGCCCCAGACCCCGGCCAGCUGCAGCUGCUACUUUAACCAGGCCUUCCAUCUGCCCUGCCGCCACAUCCUCACCAUGCUCAGUGCCCGCCGCCAGGUGCUCCAGCCAGACAUGCUGCCAGCUGAGUGGACGGCAGGCUGUGCUGCCAGCCUCGGUGACAUCGUGGGCAGCAAGUGGAGUGAGACCCUGGAUAAGCACUUGGCCGUGGCGCUCCUCACGGAGGAGGUGGGUCAGCUCCUGCAGCACUGCAGUCAGGAGGAGUUUGAACGGCGGUACAACACCCUGCGCGAGCUGGCCGACAGCUGGAUCGGCCCUUAUGAGCAGGUCCAACUCUGAUUACCCUUGACGCUCAGAGGUGCUCAUCCGCAGAGUAUCUGCUCACAUCCCCACUACGCACACCCCCACACACAUUCACACGGUCGUACUUCCACGGGCCCUCCUUCCAGGGAAGAAGGACAAAGGUUUUCUCUUCCACUGCAGCCUGCUACCUACAACGUGUCUAAUUCCCAAAGACCGGAGGCGGCAAACCUUUCCCAUAAAGGGCCUGCUAGUAAGUAUUUUAGACUUGCUGGCCACGUAGAGCCUCUGUUCUAUAUUCCUGGUUCUUUGUUU